This is a messenger RNA of Daldinia loculata, 2192 nucleotides long. RefSeq lists its product as uncharacterized. Bases 296 to 2041 code for a protein of 581 amino acids. NCBI's taxonomy places the organism in Eukaryota, Fungi, Ascomycota, Sordariomycetes, Xylariales, Hypoxylaceae. The transcript has 2 exons. The record is from RefSeq and is a predicted model, not a curated record.
UUAUCAGCAUGUUUAUUGGUAAUCUUAUGCGGGGCAGGAGUUUCUCCCUUGGGGAUACUUAAACAGGCAGUUCAAUAUGUGGAACGUCGCAAUCAAUUGGGCUUGGCUUUUUAUAGACCUUACCUACCUGUAAAUGGUUUUUACCCUGUCAACCUAGUUUCUGAGGAUGUAAAAGCUGGCGAUGCGGUUGCGCUCUGCAUAUCUAUGAGUAUCAACUUCAGCAGGCAAUAAGCGCGGGUCCUAGGAGGUUGACUUCCGUCGCCUUCAAUUAGAAUCGUGCUAUACGCGUAAGCUCAUGACAUCAGCGACAAUGAGACUAUCUGUAUGUCUUAGCGGCAUAGUCCUCGCGGGAAUAACGCGCGCCCAGUCCGAAAACGAAACCGGGGAACAUCCAGGAUGGCCGCGAUGGUGCGGAAAAGUGUACGAAGCCGGAUAUCCGUCUUUCGAGCCAGGCGGUCACACGACAGAGCCAGCUCCCAUCAACCCGGACGGGUCGCCAAACUUGUACGUGCAAUUCAAGCCGCGGCAUAGUAUUUACCUAGCUGGCGAGGAAAGAGGAUCCUUCGUUGUCAAGGCCGAGCUGUCGCCUUGGUUUGGCGAGCCGUGGGAGAAUUCGACAACUAACGAAAAGUCGGCGACGGAACCGUUUACGGAUCUGUACUUCUCGAUUAGCCUGGCAUCCAAUAGCGGCGAGGGUGAUACACCACUAGUCGAGGGUAGCGUGCCGAUUAAUGCAACUGGUUCAGGUUUUGAUUUCGACCUGUCUGUUUUCGAACCGCGAUCAACAUCAUAUGAAGUCGUACUAGUCGGGACGUCGCAGCUUGGUGGCCGUAGCUAUACGGCGAAUAGCUCGUUUCGGUAUCUGCCGGAUAUCGCCUCAGGAGGGAGCGCGACCAAGAUUGACAACCUGAACGGCGGUCUAUUAUUCCGAAAUGCGCAAACAGACGAUGCCUUCGUACCUCUUCUACCGUACGGGUUCUACGGCUUAUACAACGGAUCUAAUAGUACAGCUGAGAGUGACGAAUUCGUUCGCGACUACUCCAGUAGCGGAAAAGGUCUCAAUGCUAUCAUCUCCUUGGCGGGAUUUGCCGAUACCAAUCCGGUGUACGACAGCAUGGACGCAUCUACCACGCGAUUCAUGUUCGAUCUACGUAGUUCAUAUAAAAACUUAACGGAGGUCACACAGCGGGUGAGCACUAUCAAGCAUCAUAGCUCCCUGUUUGCUUACUGGACGGCCGACGAACCCGACGGCUGGCAAGUUCCUUUCGACGCUACGCCUGCAGCUCAGGAGCUCAUUCACGAUCUAGACCCGUAUCAUCCUGUAGCAGUAACUCUCAACUGCCAAGACUACUACUUUGGAGAGUAUUCGGCCGGCGAUAUUCUAAUGCAAGAUCCGUAUCCGAUCGCAAUCAAUAGCACAUUCUCCAAGUGGGGUACGGCAUGUAAUACGACCCUGGGGGACUGCGGGUGUGAUAACUGUGCGGGUAACCCGCAGGAUGUCUCGCGUCGUCUCGACGGCCUGGUCCAAUACGAACGCUGGCUGGGCCGGUGGCCGCUACCCAAGUUCCACAACCCGCAAGCUUUCCACGGCGAGGACUACUGGGCCCGCGAUCCGACACCUGCUGAAGCCUUCGUCAUGAACGCGCUAGCAUUCAACCGAGGCGCCACCGGUAUCUUCGCCUGGACGUGGCCCACCAGCCAGGAAUUAUUCGAUGCGCACUCGCAGAUGGCGGCGGUGGUUACUAGUACUCCCGUGAGGGACUUCUUGCUCGGCGGUCAGCCCGACGGUAGUAUUCGCAUUGAUAACCAGGAGCUACUUGAUAUAAGCUACUGGGUACGGGAAACCCAAAUCAUGAUCAGCGUAGUAAACGGAGCGUACGGCGACAUUAGCGGACCGGUCUCGAUAACGCUACCAGAGCCCGGAGAGCGUAUCGCAGAUGUACCAUUUGGAGAUCAGUCGUGGAGCCUGGCGGACGGUCAAUUGAUAGCUGACAAGCUGCCUGCUAUGUCGACAAGCCUUGUCAUCAUUGAUAAAAAGUAAAAGUAGGAUCAUACCUACAUAUGACUAGCAUCCCAAGCAACCAAUAAACGUGCCGCCUUGAAAUAGUGCUUCAGCCUGCUUCUCUAUGUUACAUCCGUGCUAUCAUACCGGUAUAGGUAUAAGCGUAACAACAGCAUCUAUUCUCGGUUUG